Messenger RNA from Myiozetetes cayanensis, 980 nucleotides. Its product is annotated as NADH-cytochrome b5 reductase 3. Lineage: Eukaryota; Metazoa; Chordata; Aves; Passeriformes; Tyrannidae. The record is from RefSeq and is a predicted model, not a curated record. Gene Ontology annotation, molecular function: FAD binding; oxidoreductase activity. Gene Ontology annotation, cellular component: mitochondrion. The coding region runs from base 66 to 971 and encodes 301 amino acids. The transcript is spliced from 9 exons.
GGAGGCACAUCCCAGCUGACGUCACGGGGCGGGCCGGGCGGUGCCUGCGGGGCGGUCGGGGAGCGAUGGGAGCGCAGCUCAGCGUGUUGCGUCAGGUUGUGACGUACCCAAUAUGGCUCAUCUACACCACCAUCAUGAGGAUCUUCAGGAACCCCCAUCCUGCCAUCACCCUGAAGGAUCCUGACGUGAAGUAUGCACUGAGGCUGAUUGAUAAGGAGGAAGUCAGCCACGACACGAGAAGAUUCCGAUUUGCUCUCCCUUCCAUGGAGCACGUCCUGGGUCUGCCUCUAGGGCAGCACAUCUACCUGUCUGCACGCAUCGACGGGGCGCUGGUUGUCAGACCUUACACCCCCGUCUCCAGUGACGACGACAAGGGCUUCGUGGACCUCGUUGUCAAGGUCUACUUCAGAGGUGUCCACCCAAAGUUUCCUGAUGGGGGGAAGAUGUCUCAGUACUUGGACAGCCUGAAAAUAGGGGACACCAUUGACUUCAGAGGACCAAGUGGCCUCCUUGUCUACAAAGGAAAAGGCAAGUUUGAUAUUCGGCCAGAGAAGAAAGCUGAGCCGGUUCCUAAGACAGUGAAGUACGUGGGGAUGAUUGCAGGUGGGACUGGGAUAACCCCAAUGCUGCAGAUCAUCAAAGCAAUCAUGAAGGACAAAGAUGACCCCACUGUCUGUCAGCUGCUGUUUGCUAAUCAGACUGAGAAGGACAUCCUGCUGCGGUCCGAGCUGGAGGAGAUCCAGGCUCAGAAUCCCGGGCGCUUUAAGUGCUGGUACACGCUGGACAGGGCCCCUGAAGGUUGGGAAUACAGCCAAGGAUUUGUGAACCAAGAGAUGAUCAGAGACCACCUGCCCCCACCUCAGAACGAUGUUCUGAUCCUCAUGUGUGGACCCCCUCCCAUGAUCCAGUAUGCCUGCAUUCCCAACCUGGACAAGCUGGGCUACUCCAAGGACAUGAGGUUCUCCUUCUAAAGACAACUG